Molecule: messenger RNA, 7026 nt
Organism: Paramuricea clavata
Lineage: Eukaryota; Metazoa; Cnidaria; Anthozoa; Malacalcyonacea; Plexauridae
Source: the annotation of a GenBank genome assembly
GCAGACUCCAGCAAUGACGUCAUAUUCUAUAUGAAGCAUUGCGAGCCGCAUUUUCCUCAGCGGUUCACAACAAUAAUGAUGAAAUUAAUUUCAGAUAUUCGAGAAAAUUGCGUAAACGAAUAUACCGGCGUGUCGAACAGUUCUGGCUUUUGAAGCGAAAAACAAGAAAGAUACAAGAAAUAUCGCUUCAAAAACAUUAUGGCUGAGGUAAGGAGCUUUUUAAUUACUAUAUCUUGCUUGCAGUUGCGAUAAAAACGUUUAAAAUUCGACAGAAAGUUUUGGCAAAAAUGUGCGAUGUCAUAUUAACUAGCAAAUUGUUGUCAUAUGCUACUGACACUAUAUACUUUUCUACACCGAAUAUUUUUUGUUUUUAUGAUUUAAUUUUGUGCAGAGCUAUCACUUGAAAUGUUAAAUUGUUUUGUGUGUUCAAGUGUUGUUUCAAAAUGUUUUUAAAAACGAUAGUAUAUGCAAUUCAAUAUUAUGAAGUCGUUCUAAAGUCUAAAGUCUACUGAAAGAGCCAUUGUUUUCUACUGAGAUACAUUGUAUAUAUUGUAAAAUUUCUCUGCAGCAAAACAUGAAAUAAUUGCAUAUUUUCGUGGGUUGUGAAUGUGACAUAAUAUAUAUUCUUAUAUUUGUCUACCCUUUUCGUUUUGAAACGCCUGUGUGUGACUUUGCAUAUAAAAAUGAAAAUAUUUUAAAUACCAAUUUAAUUUGGAAUUAUUAAAAUGCAUUCUUGUAUUGGCUUAUUUGUUUCAUAGUAACACGCCCGAUUUAAAUAAUUCUGUGUUUGAAUAAUUAUACGGUAGGCUUAGUAAACAAAAUUAUUUUAUAACAAAGUUAUUUCAAUAAGUUAUAUAAUAAUUUUGUUUACCAAGCCUAUGGUCUAAUUAUUGAAACACAGAAUUACUAAAAUGCGGCUUAGAGAAAGUUCCAUCAUUCUAGAUUUGAAGGAACUUUUAAAACAAUAAGAAAUUACAUACUAAAGUAGCAUAUAUUAUUGCAGCUUGUAUUAUAUAUUACAGCCACAUUUAAAACAUAGUACGUUUAUUAUACUUAUUAGUUAUUACCAAAUUACAUAGACUUUUCUUGAACAACCCACUAUAAACCCAUUCAACCAUAAAAAUCAUCUGGCUUUGACAAAUAACAAAGUAGGGUGUAUUAGGGUAUAUUGCAGCUUACCAGGUUUACAGAAACACUGUCUUUGAUAUAGACAGACCUAGAAUGUGGAAAACUCUGUGUAGCAAGUGUAGUUUGUUGCAAACAAACUGUUGUUCAUAAAUAUGUAGGAAUGUAUAAUCAUAGUUCAUGCUAUAUUGUGAUUGUAAUUUUAUGCAUUGUUAUAUGUUUAGUGUAUUUUUUGUAUUUUUUUUGGUGGGACUUAAAGAGGCUGUCAAGUCCGUAAUGUAAACAAACGCUUUGUUUACAUUUUGAACUCAGUGCUACAGUUGUAAAAUAUGAUUUUAUAUUAUAUAUAGAUAAAUAGAUAUAUAUUAUACUAAAUUUUUAACACUUUCUGGUUCGCUAUGCUUGUAAAUGAAUACAGACUAGAGAUUCAAUUCAAGAAAGUUCAAAAUAUAUGAAAUAUUAAUAACAUUCCAACGGUUGCCGGUCCCGACCAUUGGAAUGUAAGCCUGCGCAGAACGUAUGAGCAGAAUGGACUUGACAGCCUCUUUAAGGCGAGACUUUUUUUAUUUAUUGGUUUACGGAUUUGACUUUAAAAAUAAGAGGUCGGUAGGUCGGAAAAAAAUUUAAAAAAAACCAAAACGAACUGAGUAUAAAUGUGAACCGAAAUUAAUAAUCUUUAUAAAAAUUUUUAACGUCAAUUUAAAAAACCCCGCAAAAAACUUGGCACUCUACAUAUUGAUUGUAACAACGAUAACAUGAGCCAGCAGUACCUAGAGUCAAAGUUCACUUGAAGUGUACUUCAUGUCAGAACCCCAAAUUAAUUAAAAUUAACUAAAAUUAACUAACAUCCAAAUUUUUUAUUUUUAUUUUUCACUUUCUGAAUAUUUACGGUCGGUGGAUCCGUAAACCAAUGAAUAAAAAAAGUCUCGCCUAAUAAGGAACAAAUAGUUCUGUUCAUUCCUUUCCAUCAAUCGUGCGAAAGACAUAUAAAUGUCAUUCUGUAUUUUAGACAUCAAAAGUGAAUCAUGAUCAUACAUAUGACAUAUUGACCUCCCUCAUGAACAUUAGUCCCUCGUCGCCUGAUGACAAAGACUUGAUGUUAGGCAUCACAUCACCCAGCUCAAGUGACACCUCAUCUGAUUCUGGUAUGGCACUCAGUCCCUUGGAAUUUGGUGGAUUUGAUAUUGAUUUUACAGAAGAACCUUCGCUGGAUAACUUUGAUUUAGGUAAUAAAAUAACAAAGUAGGCCACAUCAGGGUCCAACACUCAUUAUGACACUAAGGCCAAAUUAUUCAUCUAAUUGUGUGCCUACACAAGAAAGUUAUGGAUUGGACUUCUUGAUUUAUAAAUAUUUUUCAAAUUUUUAAUAGACACCAUGUCAUCGGAGUGUUCCCCAGCAUCACCUGUGCGAUUUUUUGACAAUUUUGGUGAUAUAAAUGGUAGGGUAAAUGCAUGCAGUUAUAUUGGAUUCAUACUAGUAUUAAUAAAUUGGUUAUUACUGUCGUUCCAAUUGAAGUGUUGCUCAAAUAUUGAUUCAAUACAUUACCUCGGGCUGACCAAUUCAUUUGAUCAAGUUCCUCGAGAUAUUCAUACACUUCCUGUGAAAGAGCCAAUUCCAAAUAUUUGAUCAUUUCUGGUCACUUCCUUUCUAUUUAUGAUUGGUUAGUUGCACAAACAACAAAGGUGAUUGGUGCAUUCAAACUAUUCAACAGGAAGUUUGUAAUUAUACUAGGAAGUGUAUGAAUAUCUCGAGGAACUUGAUGAAAUGAAUUGGUCAGCCCGAGGUAAUGUAUUGAAUCAAUAUUUGAGCAACACUUCAAUUGGAACGACAGUAAUAUUUGACAGUUUUUGACAAAUGAAAAUUAUCACAGUAAAAUAAUAAAACAAAGCAAAUCCUCACAAUUUUGCACCAAUAUGUGGAAUCACUGCCAUUUUGUUUUUGUGGAACAAUAAAACAGGUACAGUGCAUUAUGGGUUUUUAUUGAUAUUAAUUCAAAAAAUGCUUUACAGAUAUUGACUUGUCAUUUUUGGAUGGGCUGGACUCGAAGGCUCUUGGGAAAUUGCCAGAACUGGAUGACACAAACAUGCCUGAAGCGGACAGCAGCGUCCUGGAUCUUGAAAGUUUUGUUGAUCUCAUGGACGAAGUAAAGAAAGCAGAUGAACCUUCAAAGGCACCAGUCACAGCUGUUGUAAAACCUGUUUCAAAUCCACCAUCAACAGUAGCCGUUGUUAAAGCCUCUGCAAAGAUUACACCAAUUAUCAUCACAGAAAUAAAACCUGCCAUAAACACAACACCAAAACUAACUACAAGAGAUAAGGUAUUGCAGUGGAUGUUCAUUUAGCAGUGUCUUUAGAAGCAAAUGAUUUUUUUGUUUUUACCUACAUUGGAUCUUCACUUAUCAGUGUUUUGUUUAAACAGCAAGAACAAUUGCUUAUCAGUGAAGAAGAGAAGAAAAUGUUAGAAGAAGAAGGACACUUUUUACCAACAAACGUUGCUUUGACAAAAGUAAGUUCAUUUUCUUUUAUUUUCGGCUCAGAGGUGGAAAAUGUUAACUUGGGUUUAGGGUUCAAAAUUUCCUGCAAAAUAUUACAAUAAGUAGGGGAAAAUAAGAAAAUUAUCGUUUGUGACUGUCUUAUAGUGUAGUCGUGUGAAGUAAUAUGUCUUUAAGACUGAUAAGGUGUAAAAUCCUGAAGUAGUCAUAGUAGUGACAGGCUUACAUGAUUAAAAACAAAUUUCUCACUGCAGGCUAUAUAUAUUUUUAUAUGCAUAUUUUUUAUGAAACUGUUCCACUGUAGUUUAGGUAUCGAGUUAGGACUUCAAAGUCAGUCUAAUUUUCAGUUAUCAAACAUAAAAAAAUGUCUGAAAAUUUCUUUCUUUUGGGAACCCAGUACUUUGUCCGCCUCUGACUUGACUUAGCUCAACACCGUGUAGCAUUGUAUAAAAGAUCUCAUUCAUGAAUGUUGUAUAUACAAUGUUACAUACUGUCAUUUUUAACAGAACGAAGAGAAGUUGUUGAAGAAAGUUCGAAGAAAAAUAAAAAACAAGGUAAAUGGUAGUAUUUGCACUCCUUGGCUUGGGUACACACAUCGGGAUUGCAUGCAUGCAUGGUGUUAGAGAAAAAAUAAAUCAUGUGUAUUGUCUGGCGAUGCAUUGCAAUGCCAACUAAAGGGUUACUAUUUUAGUGUUGCUAUUCUUUGUGCAAGCUUUAUUUUGUUAAAUGAUUUUUGUAAGUGGAGUUUUUCAGCGAAAACGUCUUUUUUUCUUAAAAAAACUGUUGUCUGUUGAAGUUUAAAGAUGGCUUUAAUGCCUUUAUAAGUAUAAGCAAACGAGAAUGCAUCAUCAGUUGUGCCUUUCUGUCAGGUUUCAGCUCAGGAAAGCCGAAGAAAGAAAAAAGAAUAUAUUGAUGGCCUUGAGUCCAGGUAUUGUGAAAUUGUUUAAACGACCGUAUGUACUGCCGAUCGUAUGUAGUGCUAUUAGUCUCAUACACUGGUUUAGCCUGUACAAAAUGAUGUCAUUGUUCUUAUCAGAGUGAAGAACUGCACGGACCAAAACAGAUUUCUACAAAAGAAGAUCGAUAAUCUUGAAGAACAGAACAAAACUCUCUUGGAUCAACUUAAAAGUCUACAAGAACUUGUCUCAUCUUCAAACCAAAGUAAAAAACAGACAAGCACUUGUAUUUUGGUGUUGUUCCUGGCUUUCGCGUUGGUCGCAUUUCCAUUUCAAAAUAUCACUUCAUCUUCAGCGAAAACAAACACCGUCGCCGAUGCAUAUUCCACAAUGUCUGGUAGGUUCAUUGGAAGACUGAUUACGUUACCAUUCUAUGCGACAGGCAAAAAUGGAGAUAUGUUUUGCUAAUUCAAACUUUGCUUACGUUUUAGUUCGCUCAAGGACGUUACUGGAGUACAAAGAAGAAACGGAACAGCCUCAAAGUUCUUUGAACAUUUCUCAUUAUCUUCGAGCAUUUAGUGUUGUCUUUUCUUUCGCAAACGAUAAACCCGAAGUAGAGAGCUAUCCUCAACCUCCUUCGAUUUCAUUUGACGAAAACAGAAGCACGAACGAUGACACUUUUACAAACCGAGAAUAUUCGUUUAGUAAAUAGAAUGGGGGUUUAUAUGUAGAAUAGACUAUGUAGCUUUGAAAUCGAAUUUGACGCAGUAAAAUCCCGCGUAUAAGAACCUAGCCGAGUAAGAACCUACAGCCUGAUACCUGCUAUUGUUAUCAGAAACCGAAUUCAGUUUGAAAUUUGAAAAAGGUUCUAAUAAUAGUAGGUUCUCAUACGCGGGAUUUUACUAUAGUCACCAUUAUAAAAUACUGCAGGAGUACAAGCUGGGUUGAUCGUUUCAUUGACGAGGUUUGAGAUUGAUUAAUAGUGAGCGAGCGAUGUUUUUAUCAACACGGAAUGGUAUCACUUCGGUGGCAUUUUGCAAGGAAGCAAAAAACUUUCAAAAUCUUAACUUACCACAAACUGAUACAAACACAGUUUUUAACCCAGUCCCCCUCGGUAAUCUGACGUUCUCCUUGCAGUCCAGAGAGGUUUAGAUUUGGAAUCGAAUCUGAUGAUCUCUAUUUUCGACUUGGAGCUGGCUAGUGUCCUGUUCCCAAAGUAACAUUUUGCACUGUUACGUUAUUCAGGCACCUUGAAACCAAUCGUAUUUUACGAAAAAUAUAAACGACAGCUUAAACUUGUAAAUAUUGUAUUAAACGAUGUAGCCUUUAUAGCUAGCCUUUUCGAUUUACUAGUUUAUUUCUCAUCGCCGCCCAGAUACAAGCGCCUGCUAGCUUCAGAUGAUAGGCUUCGGGAUGCAACUAACCUGAAAAUAUAAGAAGAAGAUCUUGUAUUUUUCAGGUAGUUGCACCCUAUCAGUCCAAAGCUUUCUCAUUAUCGCUCUGGGGCGAAACUUCGGUAUUACGGCUGGGGUGAGGGGUGUGAGCUUGCUUUGCCCGACCAAGGGGGGGGGAUAUUUUACCCUCGGGGGGGGGGGUAAAAAUAUUUCCGGACAUAGCAUUUUUCACUAACUUUCGAAAUAAUUUACCCUAAGUUGUUUGUAAAAUUUUUCAGUAAUAUUUUCGUAAAUUUAUCAAAAUUUUUCCUACAUCUAUUACUUUUCAAUCCGAGACACUCAGCACCUAACCUGCGAACGGGUUAGAAGAAGGAAAAUGUUAAUAUAAUGGAAUUUAAGGUGGAAACACUGGCCAGUGGCCACGUGAUCUUUAUUCUGUGGCCACGUUUUAAAAUUUUUACAGAAGUAUCGAAUUUACAAAAAAAUAUUCACUGUUUUUUACUGUGGAUUUUUGGGCGUCUAGCAGUCAAAAUUGUGAACGAAAUUAAUAUAAAACAUCUCCAAGAAGUUAUGUUAUAUAAAUGGGGCUGCCUAACGCCAAAGGCGUUGCGUAAAUAUUUAAAUUUGUGGCGGGAGAAUUCAAACCAAAUAUCUGUUGAUGUGAUGAUGCUGCUGCAAUCCCAUGGUUUCAAGAUUUUCAACAAGAAAAUAACAGCGUAAGUUGUCCAUUAUGCGUGUUUAAAUAAUGUUUAAUGAAUAUAUGCUUUAUUAAAUUUAUAGUUUUGUUAAUUUGUAGUUUUGUUUGGGAUUGGGUGGGGCACACUUCGGCUGAAAAUUUAAAAAUCUAGAAGCAUUUCCCAAAAUGAGGAACUGACAAUUUUGGUGACCGUAAGUACACAUCCAUCUAUAAAUGCCAGAUGAUUUUACUGAAGGGGAGGGUGCUGGUGCUCAAUGGGUUAAAUCAGACUUAUCUGUCUAGCGCAGCAAUUAACAGCUGGUCAAUGGUCAACGACUGGCAAUAUACGAGCCUGACCACUUUUUCUUUGUCUACCGUAUUCACUUGUUUGAGCACUGUGGCGCUCUUUAAAUUUUCAGAGCUUCAGAUGUGUCGCUCAUUCG